GUGUUCGGUAGCUGUUCGGUAGGUCAGACUGGUCAGACCUGACAUUCAAAGAGAAUACAAAUAGUGACAUUAGGGACAAGUGAAGUUUACAAAAUGGUUUAUAUGAUUUAGUGAUACGAUACUUUUAUAUUUCGUAUUCUCAGAAAUUCGCUAUUAGUGUAAGCUAUUUCGUAGAUACAAUGGUUCCGGCACAAAAUAAUCUAAUGAGAAAUGGUCACAUAUUACCUGUGCUGUUAUGUGCUAUAGCCAUCCCGUUAUCAAUGUCUAUGUGGACCAUCAAUCUAAUAUAUUCAAAAUACCUCGCAGAGAACCAAGGUUUCGAUGAGCCACUAGUUAUAUCGCCUACAAGAUGGAUGAUGUCAUGCUUCAUACCACUGGUUAUAGCUGUUUAUGGUAUAAGAAAAAGAAGUAUAAAUUUCAGUGGUGCAAUAUUUGGAUUUGUUGUGGCAUUCAUACUGACGCUCAGCAACUACAGUUUCUUGGCGGCAUUAUUUGUAUUUUUCGUGACAUCUUCCAAAGCAACUAAGUUACGGUCUCAUCUGAAAAGGAAAUUUGAAGCAGAUUAUCAGGAAGGUGGCCAAAGGAAUUGGGUGCAAGUAUUGUGCAACGGCGGCAUGGCUGCACAGCUAGCAUUGUUAUACCUGCUGGAUGUCGGCUCGUCUGAAAGACCCAUAGACUUCGUGAAAGAUUACAGGGCGUCGUGGCUAACAAUAGGAGUAUUAGGUGUGUUUUCCUGCUGCAAUGGCGACACAUGGGCAUCUGAACUGGGCACGGUUUUAACUAACACCGAUCCAUUUUUAAUAACGUCUUGGAAGAAAGUGCCAAAAGGCACCAAUGGAGGAGUCAGCGCUAUGGGAACGGUAUUCAGUUGUUCCGGCGGACUUGUUAUUGGCGUGGCUCAAUACGUAACAAUUUGGUACUUUUCGGACGCAGCACGAUGGGAUUAUGCGCCGCCCCAAUGGCCAAUAAUAUUUUUCGGCGCUUGGUCUGGUCUGCUGGGUAGUAUAAUUGAUUCGUUGAUGGGUGCGACGUUGCAAUAUUCGGGUAUAAACCGAGAGGGUAAAAUCGUGAAUCAUCCUAGUCAAUCAGUAAAGCACAUAUCUGGAAGGAACAUAUUGGACAAUCAUAGUGUGAAUCUCAUAUCAACAGUUAUCAUGGGACUUAUGAUGCCUACUCUAAGCAAGACAAUAUGGCAUUUGUUUUAAUCUAAGCGGUACUGUAAUUAAAUCACUGCAAAAUAUUGCUCUAGUCAAAGAUUGGGGCUUAUUAUUGAACUUAAUAAUGUAAUGUAGUCAUAUUCAACAGAUGAUAUCGAUUAUUCUGGUCAACAUGUUUGAUAUCGAAUACGUGACGAUGUUAAGUAAAUAUCGUAAUUAUAAAAAGGCCAAAUAACUUAUAUUGGAUUUAU
Messenger RNA from Manduca sexta (tobacco hornworm), 1408 nucleotides. Its product is annotated as transmembrane protein 19. NCBI's taxonomy places the organism in Eukaryota, Metazoa, Arthropoda, Insecta, Lepidoptera, Sphingidae. The record is from RefSeq and is a predicted model, not a curated record. Gene Ontology annotation, cellular component: membrane. The transcript is spliced from 5 exons. Bases 180 to 1205 code for a protein of 341 amino acids.